Amyelois transitella is the source of this 4004-nucleotide messenger RNA. It is a transcript of the gene Papss, whose product is annotated as bifunctional 3'-phosphoadenosine 5'-phosphosulfate synthase. Gene Ontology annotation, molecular function: sulfate adenylyltransferase (ATP) activity; adenylylsulfate kinase activity; ATP binding. NCBI's taxonomy places the organism in Eukaryota, Metazoa, Arthropoda, Insecta, Lepidoptera, Pyralidae. The transcript has 14 exons. The coding region runs from base 194 to 2068 and encodes 624 amino acids. Gene Ontology annotation, biological process: 3'-phosphoadenosine 5'-phosphosulfate biosynthetic process; sulfate assimilation. The record is from RefSeq and is a predicted model, not a curated record.
AUGGAUUAUCUGAUUUGGAUCAAAGAAUAGCUCUGUUUCGGGCUAUUUACUGUUACAAGCAGGUAGUGAUUUAAAUAAAUUAAUAGAUAUCCAAAUUAAAUAUAUAUCUACAUUAUAAUCUAUUGUAAAUAAAUGAAAGAAGUUUGCAGCUUAGUCUCAACAUUUUAGUUUCACUUUUUAACUUCAACAAAAAAUGGAGGAACCUUCGCGGCCUAAAAAGAAACUGAAAACUUGCGCGCAAGUAGCUACAAAUGUGGUGGAACAAAAGCACCAGGUAUCCAGAGCUACAAGGAGCCGAGCUUUUGGUAGUCGGGCGUUCAGGGGAAGCACCGUGUGGUUCACGGGGCUGAGUGGUGCUGGAAAAACAAGCGUCGCUUUUGCGCUGGAAGCCUACUUGGUUUCGAAAGGUAUUCCCGCCUACGGACUGGACGGCGACAACAUCCGUACGGGACUGAACAAAAACCUGGGCUUCUCAAAAGAAGACAGAGAAGAGAACAUAAGAAGAGUGGCAGAAGUGGCCAAGCUGUUUGCUGAUAGCGGUGUCGUCUGCCUUUGCAGUUUCGUGUCGCCGUUUGCUGAGGAUCGCGAGGUCGCCCGCCGUAUCCACACUGACUCUGACCUGCCAUUCUUUGAGGUGUUCAUCGACACGCCUUUAGAAGUCUGUGAACAAAGAGACACAAAAGGGCUUUAUAAGAAAGCCAGGGAGGGACAGAUUAAGGGUUUCACAGGAAUAACCCAGCCUUAUGAGCGUCCAGAGAACCCAGAGCUGGUGCUGCAGACGGUGGGGCAGACCAUCGAGGAGACCACAAUGGAAGUUAUCAAGCUCCUGGAAUCACAGGACAUAAUCCCGCGUUUCGACAACAGAACGAUAGAAGUGGAAGAGCUGUUCAUAUAUGGAAAUAGACUGUCGAGCGCCCAAGAAGAAGCGAAGAGGUUACCUCAAGUACAGUUGACGACGUUGGACUUGCAGUGGGUUCAGGUGCUGUCUGAAGGAUGGGCUUAUCCGCUAAAAGGAUUUAUGAGGGAACAGGAGUACCUGCAAGCACUCCAUUUUAACUGCUUUACCCUCCCUGACGGUUCAAUAAUCAACCAGUCAGUACCAGUGGUGUUACCCGUCGAUACAGAACUAAAAGAGCAAGCGAGCGGCGCAAGCGCAUUGGCUUUGAUGUACAACGGACGCGCCGUGGCAGUUUUGAGAGCGCCUGAGUUUUACCCCCACAGGAAAGUGGAGAGGUGUUCAAGGCAGUUUGGCAUUUAUCAUACUGGACAUCCAUAUAUCAAGAUGAUAUCAGAAUCAGGCGAUUGGCUCGUAGGCGGUAAUCUAGAAGUGUUUGAGCGUAUCCGCUGGAAUGAUGGUUUGGAUUCGUACCGACUGACGCCCAACGAGCUUCGAGCAAGAUUCAACGAGCUACAGGCGGACGCUGUGUUCGCUUUCCAGCUCCGCAACCCCAUUCACAACGGCCACGCGCUGUUGAUGCAGGACACGCAUCGACAGCUGACAGCGAGGGGUUUCAAAAAACCAGUUCUGCUUUUACAUCCAUUGGGUGGCUGGACGAAGGAUGACGACGUGCCAUUAGAAGUGAGGAUAAACCAGCACAAAGCGGUGCUAAGCGAAGGAGUCCUGGAUCCUAACUCCACCAUACUGGCCAUAUUCCCGUCGCCCAUGAUGUAUGCUGGACCUACUGAGGUGCAAUGGCACGCCAAAUGCCGCAUGAACGCCGGCGCCAACCACUACAUCGUGGGGCGCGACCCGGCCGGCCUGCCGCACCCCGCGGCGCCCGGCGACCUGUACGACGCGCGGCACGGCGCGCUGCUGCUGCCGCGGGCGCCGGGGCUCGCCGGGCUGGAGAUUAUUCCGUUCCGUGUGGCGGCAUACGACACUUCCGUUGGCAAGAUGGCGUUCUUUGAUCCUACCCGCAAAGAGGACUUUGAUUUCAUUUCUGGAACUAGGAUGAGGGGUCUCGCCAAAGCGGGUAAGGAGCCACCGAAAGGAUUCAUGGCGCCAUCUGCCUGGAAAAUCCUCGCAGAUUACUACCAAUCUCUCAAAUCCAAGAUGGAUACCAACUAAGGCUUGAUUAUUAUAGAUACUUUCUGUCCACUUCUAAAUGGGAGCUUGCAAUCAUUUGUGAAUUUAAUCAAUGAAAUGGUAUUUAAAAUGUCAUAAUUUCAUCUAAAAUAUAGUGUAAUCUUAUGUAAAAAAAUAAUAAUUGAAUCAUUAUUGUUUAAAGUAUUUUUUUUUUAUAUUAUGUAUACAUUGUUAAAUAACGUCGUUUUGACAUUUAGUAGUUUGCGAAAUUUUGGUGUCUUUCAGGUGAUUGGCUGAAGUGUGCUUAAAAAUAUGCCUCUAACUAGGCUUUGAUAGAAAUAAUCAUGCAUCAAUAUUAAUAAAAUGUUGUCAUGAUCGACGAUAAAACAUUUGAUAGCCGACAUACUGAACAUUUCUGAUACGCUUUUUUUUUUCUUACUUUUUAUUGAACUUUAAUUGUUGUGAAUAUUUGGUUUGUGCAAUUGGGCGGUCUAAUAAAUAGUUCCAAAUUAUUUACAAAAAACUGUUUUUGAAGUUUAUGACGUACUUAAAGUUUAAGCUGUGUACUAGCAUAAUGACCUAGCGUAGCUAUAGUAAGGAAUAUUAUAUUUUUUUGCAAAGUUUAUAUUUUAGAAUUUACAUUCCGUUGUAAAUUUUGGUGACAUUUAUUUGUAAAUAAAUUACACAUUCCAUAGGUUUUGUGUAAACUGUAAAUAUUUUUUUUUGUUUUCAUGUCAAAUCUAUUUUUCAACAUGAAUUUCUUUUUAUUAUUGUUACUUUAAUAUAGUAUGGUACUUUAAUAUAUAACUGGUCACACUUUCUAAAAUUUACAUAUUUGUCAAUUGUGUAAUAGGGUACCGGACAGUAAUCGAAAAAAAAUCUAAGUUGUGUUUUAAAAUAAAGUUUGUUAUACAAGAACAUCACAUAAUAAAGAUUUUUAAGGAAUAACAAUGAUUAAUAAUUUUAAAUCAAUAAAUAAAGUUGCAUAAAUCCAAUAUUUAUUAUCUGUGCAGCGUAAGAACCCAAACACCAAUCACAGUGAGUGACGUCAUACGUAAUGAGUGAUAAGUAAACAACACUGCUUUGUAUGUUAUUUCGAGUUAUUCUACGAUUUAUUUGCAUUUUUCUAAAAAUAUUUAAUUGUAAUUAGUUACGAAUUGAAGGACUUUACUCAUAACAGAAGUUGUCGCAAGUGCUCAAGUGCCGCCUAUCAAGCUUUUAUCAUGGAACAAGGUUACAAACCGACAAUAGAAAUCUCCCAAAAGAUUGAUAUUUUCAUGGUCAGCAGUUCUUUUGCCACUAAUACCGACUUUUAUUUUGCUGAAUUUAGCAAUGUGAAAACAUUUGUGUAAGUAUUUCAACCUCUUUUUGUUUAUCUUAACAACAGAAAUGAUUGAAGAAAUUACAAACGAAAACAUAACCUAAAACUAGUUUCAUUGUUUACAAAGUUAUUUUCACGUAUGUUUUUUUUCUAUGAUUUUAAAGGUUAGAUAUUUAUGGGUUUUGCAUGUUUCUAGAUCUGCGAAAAAAUACUUAAAUUAUCCAAGCACUGAUCACUUGUAAUAUGGCUUGUAGUUUGUUUUCCAAACAUAUGACGUCACGCGAUCCGAAUUGACGUAAGUGCUGUUUUCGCGGCAAUUUUAAAUAAAUUACGUUUUUGACGUUUUUAAAUACUCCAAAAGAUUUAUUUAUUUAAAAUAAUAUUUUUUAUGGAUAUAUAAAUAAAUAAAGAUUAUUUUUAAACACAAUCUGAAAAGUUGUCCGGUACCCUAUUGUUCGUUUUGUGUAAAUUUUUCUAAAUAAUUAUGCUUUUCUAUACAUUUGUGUUGUAAUAUUGUAAGAUUAUUAAUAAUUAAAUUAUAAUGGGACGUAUUGUUAAUCAGUGAGAGGUUUAAUGUUACAAAUUGUUGUAAUUUUAGUGAUAAUGGUGCUUUAAUGCUAAUCAUUUUAUUAUUUAAAAUAAAAUAUUGCCCAUGGA